AUCCAACAUGGGCGGGCCUUGUGUUUUAGGCUUUUAGCCCAUCAGUCAAAGCCCACCAUGCUCCAUUGUGAGGGCCUCUCUCUCUUCCCCCCCCCGGGAGGAGAUAUUUUGUUAACAUGUAAUUUAGAUACAGACUAUAUAUUUUUUAAGAGAGACUGAGUUUUUUAUUUAUUUGAGAUAGAGAUUAAACUUAUAAACAUGAUAUGCGGUGUCAUGAUUAUUUUUUAAUUGCUUUUCCAUUUACAAUUUUAUUCUAAAUCUCUAUAUUCUUAUUUAUACGUCUUAGUUUUAAAUCCUUUUUUUUCUUCUUGGUCCAUUUCGCUCGGAUACUUCCUCAAAGUUCAAGCUCACAGUCCCAAAUGGUAAUUACACCCCUCUCACCUUCUGUUCUUCGUUUUUUUUUUCUAUUUUUUUUUGUCUUGUAAAUUUACUUUUCCUAUUUCCAAUCGCCAUUGAAUAUUUUCUUUUACUAUUAUUUUUUGUAGUACGUAGAUAUUAAUUUAAAUUCUACGUCCUUAAUAUUUUUCCUUAUCACUGUAAAUUUAUUUUCAUGGUUUUCAACAUUGCCUAAAAUUUGAAAUGUUAUUAGUAAAAAACUUUUUUUUAAUGAUUUUUUGUUGUUGUUGAACUGAAUAAUAAGUGUAUGAAUCUGGUCAAUGUGGGGUAUAUAUCCAGAACCUUAUAGUGUUGUGCCUAUAGUUUUUGAUAUGAUUAUUGUUAGAGCUAACAGAAGAUUUGGUAGAAAACCAACGAUGUGUUUUAGGAUUCAUACAGCUGACACUAUUUAGUGGGAUAAAGCUUCGUUGAUGCACGGUAAGUGAGGCCUUCGAAAAGCUGUUAUGAAUUGAACUCUUUUAUUCUGUUGCUUUGAAAAUAUGAUUUGCCAUUUUAGUUGGGGGAUUAGAGGAAUGAUGAUAUGAGUAAAGAGAGAGCUUUCCAUCUCUUUUCUCCACAUUGCUUAGAAUCCAAGUUGAAACAGACUGAACGAACCCUGAUGAGCUGAACCAAGUUUUUUCGCUAGGUGACUUAUGUUCUCGAUUUCAAAUGGAUCGAUUUGGUGGUUGAGUUUUGUGCUCGCGACUUUUGCAGGCGAGAGGUUUGAAGAAGCAUUUGAAGAGGCUCAAUGCCCCGAAGCAUUGGAUGCUCGACAAACUUGGCGGAGCAUUUAUGUUAUUUCAAUCCCCAAAACGAAUGAGAAUUUCCGGCUCCUUUAUGACACAAAGGGUCGGUUCCGUCUCCACUCAAUCAGGGAUGAAGAGGCAAAGUUCAAACUUUGCAAAGUCCGGUCUCUGCAAUUUGGGCAGAAGGGUAUCCCAUACAUUAACACCUAUGAUGGACGGACCAUCCGCUACCCUAACCCUCUCAUCAAGGCCAACGACACUAUCAAGCUUGACCUAGGGACCAACAAGAUCACCAACUUCAUUAAGUUCGAUGUUGGCAAUGUGGUCAUGGUUACCGGUGGAAGGAACAGGGGGCGUGUCGGAGUCAUCAAGAACAGGGAAAAACACAAGGGAAGUUUCGAGACAAUCCACGUCCAGGAUGCCACCGGCCAUGAAUUUGCUACUCGAUUGGGCAAUGUGUUCACCAUCGGAAAGGGGACAAAGCCGUCGGUAAGUCUUCCCAAGGGAAAGGGUAUCAAGCUGACCAUCAUCGAAGAGGCGAAAAAGAGGCAAGCAGCUCUACAAGCAGCCACGGCCUGAUUAACUAUGCACAGCCUUCAAAUUUUGAUUGACUUGUCUGGCUAUUGGUUUUGCUUUUGGACCUGGAGCUAGUAGUUCUGAAUUUGUUCUUCAACGUUCAUACGUUUCCUGUUUGUUUUGCUCACUACAUGUGAGCCUCAAUUUUUUGUUAUUUGAAGUUAUUUGGAAUUGGUCAAAGAGUACUCUACUUGAUACUUUCAUAACCUAGGCCAAGUUGCUCUUGGAAUUUGUCGAAAAAUUAGAGCCGGUUGAAAGUUCUUUUAAAACAACUGAAGUCUUUUUAAAGAAAAUGUUUUUAAGUUUCAAAAGUACUUGAAGUGCACAUUGCAAGAAAUACCAGUUCCAGUUAUGUGUUUCUUUUAGAAAAUACUUUAUGCAUUUUUCUAAGAUUUACUUGCAUUUUUAUUAAUAAUUGUUUAAAAACAUUUUCAACAAAAACGUUUUCAAUCAUUUUAAAAACACUCUAAAAUAACUCUUACUCACGCAGUGGGUAUAUAUAUAUAUUCUCCUAUUGACCAGCCUAUUUUAUCAGAAAAUAAUGUUAACUUCAAGAAACAUUAGGAAAAAAAACCAGUGUGCCGGUUGCAUUAAUAGAAAGGAUAAGUAGUUCACAAGCUGCAUUCAACUUACUCGACUAAAAUUUGUCCCAAUAUAAUCAAAACCCCUAAACAGCUACAAUCAGCACAA
This is a messenger RNA of Pyrus x bretschneideri (Chinese white pear), 2387 nucleotides long. Its product is annotated as 40S ribosomal protein S4. Bases 1029 to 1700 code for a protein of 223 amino acids. The record is from RefSeq and is a predicted model, not a curated record. Gene Ontology annotation, molecular function: structural constituent of ribosome; RNA binding. The transcript has 3 exons. Gene Ontology annotation, cellular component: cytosolic small ribosomal subunit; ribosome. Lineage: Eukaryota; Viridiplantae; Streptophyta; Magnoliopsida; Rosales; Rosaceae. Gene Ontology annotation, biological process: translation.